Messenger RNA from Penaeus indicus, 541 nucleotides. RefSeq names its product retinol dehydrogenase 11-like. The transcript is spliced from 4 exons. NCBI's taxonomy places the organism in Eukaryota, Metazoa, Arthropoda, Malacostraca, Decapoda, Penaeidae. The annotation marks the transcript as partial. The record is from RefSeq and is a predicted model, not a curated record.
AUGUCGGAUCAUGUGUCUAACCAACAGCUAUUGUGGGAGCCACAUAGAGUGUUACUAACACAAUCCGAGGUCGUUAACACAGGCUAUACGGACACCUGUUUUGCUUCACAGAGGAGGAUCUUGCCCACCAGGUUACCUCCUCCCAUGCCAGCCCAGGUGGCUGUCGUCGACUGCUUCCGCGGAAACAGCCUGGCGUGCACGGCAGUCCACGCGUGCUUGAUCGUCCUCGUCCGCAGGAUCCUGGCCGGCGGGAUCUGCACCUCCGCGCGACGCCUGGACGGCAAGACGGUCGUCAUCACCGGCUGCAGCGUGGGCAUCGGGAGGGAGACCGCUCGGGACCUUAGUAGCCGAGGCGCCAAGAUCAUCAUGGCUUGCCGCGACACCAAGGCAGCAGAGAAAGUAGCCAAGGAAAUCGGCAGGCAGACUGGCGGGGAGCUGGCGGUGAUGAAGCUGGACCUUGCCUCCCUGGCCUCCGUGCGCGCCUUUGCCGAGGAACUCAAGGCCAGAGUGAGGCGUGUUCACAUCCUCAUCAAUAAUGCAG